This is a messenger RNA of Oncorhynchus kisutch (coho salmon), 3125 nucleotides long. RefSeq names its product ras-related protein Rab-40C. Gene Ontology annotation, biological process: intracellular signal transduction. Lineage: Eukaryota; Metazoa; Chordata; Actinopteri; Salmoniformes; Salmonidae. The record is from RefSeq and is a predicted model, not a curated record. Bases 1366 to 2205 code for a protein of 279 amino acids. The transcript has 7 exons. Gene Ontology annotation, molecular function: GTPase activity; GTP binding.
AAUCAGCUCAAAAACAAAAGUGACAUAAUUAAGCUCGUGGAGUAUUGUGUAUUACUUUUUCAUGUGUUAUGACAUGAAAAAGUGAUAGUUUUGUAAAUAUAAACGCUGUAUAUACCUUCCAAAUGAAAACUCAUUGGAAAAAUUCAAACAUAUAUAUUUUUAUUGGAAAGAGAUGUUUCUGGAAGAUGCACCAUGCUGCCUUGUUGACAACGCGAACCGAGCAGCGCAAGAUUACCGUUCCUCCUUCACCUGCCUUUGCCCGUUUGCGUCACCGGUCACAGGCCAGUACCCAGUAGACCAGUACGAUCAACAUAGUCCAAUCUGCCCCUUUAAUCUCAGUCACUUCCACACUCUCAAUGUGUUGUUGACAGAUUUUAUGAUUGAUUUUUCUGAUAGCCAAUCGUAUCAUUCGGUGCGUAUGUGUAUCCAAUCAGAGGCUGGUAAGGGCGUAGCGGGAACCUCGAGCACCAGACUGUGCAGUGCCUAUCUGUCAGCUACAGUGUGUUAUCGCGAAUAUGAUUGAGCGUGGAAGGAAAAAAACACAUGUAUGAUUUUACAAACUGAGAUUUUCAAAUGAUUUACCGCGGACUUGGACUAAAACCUUACAUCUCAAAGUGUGCUUUGGACCCACGAGAAAAUACGUCAAACUGCAAGUUCUGGAUAGAACCAAGGCAAGGAAAAGGUCGGGAAGUUACGGAUCUUUGUUGUCCGGACAAGAGAGAGGGGCCCGAUUUCAGAGCAGCCAGUCUCGGGUGAAGUUAGCAAGCAAUCGGUACCAAGGAAGCCAGCAUCGUAAACCAGUUAGGAAGAGGAUAGUCCAGUUAUCGACAGGUGUUUGAACCGCUAGCAGUCAGAGAAGUCGGUGGUUAAAUAAAUACCAGUUGCAAAACGGUGUUGAGGUUGGAAGAUCAGACUUCUGCUCGCAGCUUGCUUUCAGCAGUGACGUUAUUUGGACCACCACUGGUACCCUGCCUAAUUCCUGUCCAAGGGACGUUUUGGUUUUGAGCAGCACACCGUACUUCCAACUCCUGCAAGCUGUUUAACCUGGAGGGACUUUAAAAAAUAAUAAUUGUGUCCACUAUUGCUGCCUCAUUCAGACUUGCCAAGCUACAAUGGUGGUCAGGUGUUUUAACCUGUAGCAGAGCCUCAACUCCACCUCGACACACAACAGUGGGCCGUAGGGCUAAUCAACAAUUCUCAACUGGAGGACCACACAGUCUCUUGACUCCUCUAACUUCUCUGCUGGAAUAGACUAUACCAGUUUCCCCCCCCUCUCCAGCCCCUAUCCCCCCUUAGCCCCCCUCUGCCUCCAUCCUCUCCCUCUCGUCCCCCAGUGUGUGAGGGGACAGAUGUGAGGAAGGCAGGAUGGGUACCCAGGGCAGCCCGGUGAAGAGUUAUGACUACCUGUUGAAGUUCCUCCUGGUCGGGGACAGCGAUGUGGGGAAAGGGGAGAUACUAGACAGCCUACAGGAUGGAUCGGCAGAGUCUCCGUACGCGUACAGCAGUGGCAUCGACUACAAGACCACCACUAUUCUGCUGGAUGGGAGGAGAGUGAAACUGGAGCUGUGGGACACGUCAGGACAGGGGAGGUUCUGCACCAUCUUCAGGUCCUACUCCAGAGGGGCUCAGGGGAUCCUGCUGGUGUAUGACAUCGCAAACCGCUGGUCGUUCGAAGGCAUCGACCGCUGGAUACGAGAGAUUGACGAGCAUGCCCCGGGUGUACCUCGUAUCCUGGUAGGCAACCGGCUCCACCUGGCGUUCAAGCGCCAGGUUCCUACGGAGCAGGCCCGGGCGUACGCGGAGAAGAACGGCAUGACCUUCUUUGAGGUCAGCCCGCUCUGCAACUUCAACGUCAUCGAGUCGUUCACAGAGCUGUCUCGCAUCGUACUGAUGAGGCACGGCAUGGAGAAGUUCUGGAAGCCCAACAGAGUGUUCACUCUCCAGGACCUGUGCUGCAGAGCGAUUGUCUCCUGCACGCCCGUCCACCUGAUCGACAAGCUGCCGUUGCCCGUGGCGAUAAAGUCCCACCUCAAGUCCUUCUCUAUGGCCAAUGGGAUGAACGCAGUGAUGAUGCACGGACGGUCCUAUUCGCUGGCCAACGCGGCGGGCGGGUCUAAAGGGAACAGUCUGAAGCGUUCUAAAUCUAUCAAACCCCCCCAGAGCCCCCCACAGAACUGCACACGCAACAACUGUAAAAUCUCCUAGUGAUAGACCCUGUCUGGGGGAGGGGGGAGACUGACACCCUAAACACACUGAAACAGACCCUGUCCCUUCCACUGAGGGGAGGAUGUGUAGAGCCUGUGGGGAGAACCAAGUCUGAGACCUAACCUACACCCCGAAGGGAGGGGAUACCCUGAAACAGACCUAGCCCUUACCCCAUACCCUAACCCUGGGGGAGGAGAUACCCUGGGUGAGGAGGGUGAUGAAACCUAGUGUAGGAGGAGGGAGGUGUGUGUGCACAGACUUGAGGAGACCCGACCAGACAUUUCUGGUCAACCCUCGUCCAUAGGAGGGGUUGUGCUGGAGUUGUAAUACACCCAGAAUACAUCCAGAAUACACCCAGAAUACAUCCACACCCAGAAUACAUCCACACCCAGAAUACACCCAGAAUACAUCCACAUCCAGAAUAUACCCAGAAUACACCCAGAAUACAUCCAGAAUAUACCCAGAAUACAUCCAGAAUACACCCAGAAUACACCAGAAUACAUCCAGAAUAUACCCAGAAUACAUCCAUCCACGUCCAGAAUACACCCAGAAUACACCCAGAAUAUACCCAGAAUACAUCCAUCCACGUCCAGAAUACACCCAGAAUAUACCCAGAAUACAUCCAGAAUACACCCAGAAUACAUCCAUCCACAUCCAGAAUACAUCCAUCCACAUCCAGAACACAUCCACACAACCCUACUGAGUUCUAGUGUUUUCCCCUCUCUUCUUCCCUCCCUUUCUCUCUCUGUUGAUCAGAGUGUUGCCUCCUGCUGUCCCAUGAUUCAUAUGUUAAAUAAUCGAUGUUCUCUUCAUGGAUCUCUGCCUGCUCUCCUUCUUUCCUUCCUUCCUCUCUCCAUCUCCUUCACUCUGCCUGCUUUCUCUCCUCACUCUGCCUGCUCUCUCUCUCUCCAUCUCCCUCA